UGUUCAAGGUUCAGGAAGAUAACAAGAGGUGAGUGGCUGACGCAUACCUCGAGUUGUGUUACCAAAGACUCGGCUCAAAUUACCUUUGACAGCAGGUUGGGUGAAACUGCCGCUGUAUUCAGGUCGCUGUUGCUCAAACAACCAGGAACAGCAACUAAGAAAGGAGUACUAAAAGACUGAACAGUGCUUCCUGUUUUCAGAAGAGCGUUACCAUGGGUAAGAAGACACAACAGUACUUGCUGCUGUCGCUGUUUUUGUCAGGGCUGUUUCAAUGUUCAGCAGCGUUCAUAUUCUGGACGUCUGUGGUGGAAAUAAGCUAUUCAAACCUAGACUACAACAAGACUGUGGACGAGUACUGUGACUGUGGUGUGUACGGUCGUAACUCUCCUUUGGAAAGUGCCUCCGGCAUCGCUACACUUCCUGCCGGGGACCCCCGAGGCUGUAGCCUGGAUUCUUUCUACAACCGCAACUCCAGCUCACCACCCUGGAUAGCUCUGGUUAAAAGGGGCAACUGCACGUUCAGUGAGAAGUUCUUUGUCGCCAAACAACAUGGAGCAGCUGGUGUUGUGGUGUAUAAUUUAGAUGGAAGUGGAAACAGCACCUCUUCUAUGUCACAUCCAGAGGUCCCUGACAUUGUGGCUAUCAUGAUUGGCAACAUCCAGGGCAUGAAAAUUGUCAACCUGAUCAAGCGUGGUUUGGAUGUGCAGAUGCUGAUUGAAGUAGGCACUGCUCACGGGCCGUGGAUAGAUACAUACUGGCUGUAUUUUCUCUCCAUCGCUUUCUUCAUUGUGACAGUGGCAUCGAUUACCUACUUUGUGUUCAUCUCCGCGCAUCGUCUCCACGGCUUGCGCAUGCAGAGGCGCGCCAACAGACGGCUUAAAUCGGAGGCUAAGAAGGCGAUCAGUCAGCUACAAAUGCGCACACUGAAGCAAAGCGACAUGGAAAUCGACUCUGACUCUCACAUGUGUGCUGUGUGCAUCGAAUCCUACAAGGCAGGCGAUGUUAUGACCGUGCUAACGUGCAGCCACUUCUUCCAUAAGACCUGCAUCGAGCCCUGGCUGCUGGAGAGGAGGACCUGCCCCAUGUGCAAGUGUGACAUCCUGAAGUCUUUGGGGGUAGAAGAGGAGAGCAAAGAGAACACUACUUUCUCAUCACCACCAGAUGUCACUGUGAUCACGGUUGCAGCCAGCGAUGCCAUUUAUGAAGUCCCCUUGACUGACACAUCAAACCUUGACCCAGAGCAUCACUAUGACAACAGGGCCUUCGAGGGAGAAGCCGAGGCUGUUCGAUUAUGAACAACGGUGACCAUGACAAACCGUUGUCGACCCAGAGUCCCUGAGUGAAACAACUGGACUUGUUUUUCUGGGAUAUAAUGAAACACAAGAGUCAAAUUGUGAUGAAAGAAAAUCAUUGCAGUCAUGAUGAAAUGAAAUAUCAAAAAUGAUCUGAAUGUCAAAUGGACCCAGGGUGAAUAGCUUGCAUGCAUUAUAUUUUUUGUCGUGGGCCUGUCUUUGCAGUAAUUAGAGGGUGUGUUAGUGUGAGGUCGCGAGAAUACACUCUGAACCUGUUUUGCAUAGAGUGCACAUUUAAGCCUCCACUAGUUAGGGAGGCACAGCACCAGAACACUUAAACAUCUGUUUGAAACGGCUUUCAAAAUAGCCAGUAGCGUUCAAAAUCGCUUGUAUAUUGCAACUUAGUUUUACAUGAAGAACAGAAAUUUCAUUAAAUUCACAGCACAAGAAUUGGGCCAAAGGAUUUUGCCGUGUCUUUAUGACAAUGCAGUUUAUUGUUUGAGCUUUCCAGCCUGUAACGAUUGAACAUGCCCUUAUUGAACACGCCCUGUACUGGAAAUGUGGCAUGAUGCACAUAGCACUGGGAUGAGUGUUCAACAUAGUCAGAGAUACUAUUUGUAGUUAAAUUUCUAGUCAAAUGUAAAAAUACCUACUUAUAUAUAUAUAUAUAGUUGAAAUAGAUCAGAUAAAUGAACAUAUAAUUUAAAUGACAUUUGUUUUAAUGCUUUAUAUUAUUAUUAUUAUUAUUAUUAUUAUUAUUAUUAUUAUUAUUAUUAUUAUUAUUAUUAUUAUAUUUUACUUUAUUUUAGGUUACAUUCACUUUACAUGAAAUCAUAUUUUAGAAAGCCCAUCAUGCCCGCUUCAGUGAUGGACAAAGUUCUGCGGAACAAAAUGUGAAUUCUAUAUCUGUUGUCGGAGCUGUAAAUUAUGCAUCUGGAGCGUUGGAUUGCAGAAAAUGAUCCUCAUCACUGUUAUCAUUAUUAUGUGUACUGGUUCAGGAAAAAAGGUUAAGUGAUCUGUCCUGAAUAAGGCAAUACAUUCCUUUUUCUAAACAGAAUGUUACUGUGUAAAUGGCACAAAUUGUUAAUUUCGAGCAAGUCUUCCACACAUUUUGUUUUUUUCUUGGGAUUAUUUUCAUCCAAUCUGUCAGGAAAGCCUCUGUACUCCCACAUGGGUACAUAUUGUUCAUACAGUGUGAUCCUCUGUAAAUUAGAGGGCAACAGAUUAGUUUUAUUUCUUUGUUUGGUGGUGGGGAUUGUGGUACUUCAUGUAUAUUUUCUAUACAAUUUUACAGAUUGCAGGAUUAAGUUGUUCUGUAAAACAUAAUACUACUUGCUGUAUUAAAUCACAUUGAUGCUUAGAAUGCAAUAAAUUCCUCAAAAUGAGGCCAACUUUA
Thalassophryne amazonica is the source of this 2688-nucleotide messenger RNA. It is a transcript of the gene rnf128a, whose product is annotated as ring finger protein 128a. The transcript has a single exon. The coding region runs from base 213 to 1295 and encodes 360 amino acids. The record is from RefSeq and is a predicted model, not a curated record. NCBI's taxonomy places the organism in Eukaryota, Metazoa, Chordata, Actinopteri, Batrachoidiformes, Batrachoididae.